UGAACAUUACAAGCCUCUCUCAUCUUUUUAAGUGGGAGAACUUGCAUAAUUGGUGGCUGACUAAAUACUUUUUUGCCCCACUGUAACUUUGUCCUUUCUGGGAUGGGAAUUUUGGAGACAGCGCUGUCCUGAAAGCACAUUUAGAAACCACUACAGCCUGGGGGUGACUAGUUCCAUGAUGCCAGAACUGCAGCAGAAUACCGUUUGCAUCGGAGCCACAGCCAUUCCCCAUGCAACAGGGGUGCGGAGAACAGAAUGGAAUCAGACAGAGGAAGGAGAAGAGACGUUUCCUCCACCACUGAACCAUCAAACACAGACAAGACUCCAACUCCUGAGACCUCCAGUUCACAACCCCCUCAGCCAGACACAGACCAGACUCCAACGCCUGAGACCUCCAGUUCACAACCCCCUCAGCCAGAUACAGACCAGACUCCAACGCCUGAGACCUCCAGUUCACAACCCCCUCAGCCAGACACAGACCAGACUCCAACCCCUGAGACCUCCAGUCCACAACCCCCUCAGCCAGACACAGACCAGACUCCAACCCCUGAGACCUCCAGUCCACAACCCCCUCAGCCAGACACAGACCAGACUCCCAACGCCUGAGACCUCCAGUUCACAACCCCCUCAGCCAGACCCCAACCUCUGGCCCUGAGACCUCCAGUCCACAACCCCCUCAGCCAGACACAGACCCCACCCCCGGGACCUCCUCUGACCAACCGAAGCCAUGAGUGUCUUUUAAACAACAUAAAAGCUUGCCAGUAUAAUGCAAAAAUGAGCUAUAUGAGGUCAGAAUUACCCAAAUGUUCCUAACCUCUCAUGAAAUGUAUAAAAGCCACAUUCUGUUUUAAUUCUGUAAAAACCCUGAAAGCCAAAAGUCGAAACAUGUUGGUUCCAUUGUCCUCAUGCACCUCCGUUGAUAAGAGAGGUAGCGGAAGAUAUCCCUUCCCUAAUCCCUUAUGUGUCCAUUCAGCAGAAACAUCCCUAAGACAGUACCAGUCAAAAGUUUGGACACACCUACCCAUUCAAGGGAUUUUCUUUAUUUUAACUAUUUUUUACAUUGUAAAAUAUAUAUAAAAAACUAUGAAAUAACACAAAUAGAAUCAUGU
This is a messenger RNA of Oncorhynchus gorbuscha (pink salmon), 1109 nucleotides long. Its product is annotated as extensin-like. The transcript is spliced from 2 exons. The record is from RefSeq and is a predicted model, not a curated record. The coding region runs from base 176 to 655 and encodes 159 amino acids. NCBI's taxonomy places the organism in Eukaryota, Metazoa, Chordata, Actinopteri, Salmoniformes, Salmonidae.